Molecule: messenger RNA, 1842 nt
Organism: Penicillium cataractarum
Lineage: Eukaryota; Fungi; Ascomycota; Eurotiomycetes; Eurotiales; Aspergillaceae
Gene: kexA
Product: serine-type carboxypeptidase kexA
Exons: 3
Coding region: 1-1842 (613 amino acids)
Biological process (GO): apoptotic process; proteolysis
Cellular component (GO): trans-Golgi network
Molecular function (GO): serine-type carboxypeptidase activity
Source: RefSeq, a predicted model, not a curated record
AUGCUCUCAUGGUCCCUAUCCCUGCUGCUAGCCCCGGCGCUGGCAGCAGCCAGUUCCGCGGCUGAUUAUUAUGUUCAUUCCCUGCCCGGCGCUCCAGAGGGCCCCUUGUUGAAGAUGCACGCUGGACACAUCGAGGUGGACCUCGAUAACAAUGGCAAUUUGUUCUUUUGGCAUUAUCAGAAUCGUCACAUUGCGAACCGACAAAGGACCGUUAUUUGGUUGAAUGGUGGGCCCGGAUGUAGCUCGAUGGAUGGCGCGUUGAUGGAGGUGGGACCGUACCGACUCAAGGAUGACCAUACAUUGGAAUACAACAAGGGUUCGUGGGACGAGUUUGCCAACUUGCUGUUCGUUGAUCAGCCAGUUGGAACGGGGUUCAGCUAUGUGAAUACGGAUAGCUAUAUUCAUGAGCUGGACGAGAUGUCGGCCCAGUUUAUGGUCUUCUUGGAGAAAUUCUUCCAGCUGUUCCCGGAGUAUGAGAGAGACGAUCUCUACAUCGCUGGUGAAUCUUACGCCGGCAUGCAUAUCCCCCACAUCGCUACCGCUAUCCAAGCGCGCAACAAGGACGCCGAGAAGGAAGGAAAGACGAAAUGGCCCUUGAAGGGGCUGUUGAUUGGCAAUGGCUGGAUCUCCCCCUAUGACCAGUCCCCCUCCUAUUUCGAGUUCGCGCAACGCAUGGGCUUGGUCAAGGAGGGAACUCAGGCCUACCGCCAGAUCGAGGCUCUGAACUCGGUCUGUCUGGCCGCACUGGAUGACCCGCGUAGCAAGGAGAUGGUCAACAUUCGCCAGUGUGAGGAUGUCUUGCAGGGACUGACCAGAUUGACCAGUAAGGAUGGCAAAUGUGUCAACACCUACGACAUUCGCCUACAAGAUACAUACCCCGAGUGCGGUAUGAACUGGCCCCCAGACUUGACCAAUAUUACACCUUAUCUUCGUCGCCAGGACGUGAGACAAGCCUUGAAUGUCAACCCUGCCAAAACGGCUGGCUGGAUGGAGUGUAACUCUGCUGUCAGCCAGACAUUCCUGGCCUCCCAUUCGACCCCAGGCGUCAAGCUACUUCCCGCCUUGCUUGAAUCAGACAUCAAUAUCCUCUUGUUCAGCGGUGACCAGGAUCUUAUCUGCAACCAUCUCGGCACAGAGACUCUGAUCCACAACAUGAAGUGGAAGGGUGCCACUGGUUUCGAGACUGACCCGGGCGUCUGGGCCCCACGCCACGACUGGACCUUUGAGGGCGAGCCUGCCGGCCUUUACCAGUACGCCCGUAACCUGACCUACGUGCUAUUCUACAACUCCAGCCACAUGGUCCCCUUCGACCAGCCCCGCCAGACCCGCGACAUGCUCGACCGCUUUAUGAGAGUCGACAUCGCCAGCAUCGGUGGCCGCCCUGCUGACUCGCGCAUCGACGGCGAAAAGCUACCCCAGACUUCGGUUGGCGGACACCCUAACAGCACCGCUGCCGAGGAACAGGAGAACAAGAAACUGAAGGAGACCGAACUCCACGCCUACACCAAGUCCGGCGAGGCUAUCCUCGUCGUUGUCAUCAUCGGUGUUACUGUCUGGGGCUUCUUCAUCUGGCGUUCUCGCCGUUCCCACCGUGGUUACCGCGGCGUCAAGAACCCUGAUAUUCGGGGUGGAUCCGUCCUCGACCGCUUCCAUAAUAAGCGAUCAACUGCGGAUGUCGAGGCUGGUGACUUUGAUGAGUCGGAGCUUGAUGCUUUGCAUUCACCCGGCCUCGACCGUGAGCAUUAUGUUGUUGGUGACGAUUUCAGCGGAGAUGAGGAUGAGGUGCAUCGGCCGACUGGGAAAACUGGGGACCACCGCCAACCCUCAGCAUCAUCAUCGUAA